Messenger RNA from Megalobrama amblycephala (Wuchang bream), 2898 nucleotides. Its product is annotated as pollen-specific leucine-rich repeat extensin-like protein 1. The coding region runs from base 133 to 2583 and encodes 816 amino acids. NCBI's taxonomy places the organism in Eukaryota, Metazoa, Chordata, Actinopteri, Cypriniformes, Xenocyprididae. The record is from RefSeq and is a predicted model, not a curated record. The transcript has 5 exons.
AAAGGCGUCGUUUCCCAACGCUACAUUUCUAUAGUUCUCAGGCUCGAGAGCUGUCUUAUGUUAUAGCUCGCUAAGUAGGCUACUGGUUUGUGCGAGCAUACUAGCUAUAAAAUGAGUUAAACAUUAACAUUGAUGAAAAGUGGCUUGAUUGUAUCAUUAAGCGAACGGGAGAUACAGCUAUCCAAAAUGAAUGUGUGCGGUCAUCUCUUAGUACUUUGUGUUUUAUUAUUGGAUUUUCAAGAUGUUUUCUGUAACGAAUUUGGCCACGACGAGAUUUCAGGUGGCGAAUUCUUCAAGUUUUGGCGAAACUCAAAACAGCGAAGAAGUGUGAAAUCUUUUGGAGAUGCAAGACUGGAGACUGGAGAUCAGACGCCACAAAUUAAACCGCAGUUUGAAUGCGGCGACCGAGUCUUAACAGUGUUUAUAAGGCAAGCCGAUGUCAUCAAUCUCGGAAUUUAUGAACCGCUUGGAAAACUGCUCCCCUUGGACCAGUUAGCAGCUUUUUGUGGUGUUUCUAUCAGGACCACACGCACCGAUGUCCGCAUGCUAUUCAGCUAUGAUUCAUGUUAUGUGAGACACGAGGAAUCUGAAUAUAUAUUGUCUCUGAGCUGGUAUGGGACAGAUCAUGUCCUGUCCUGUCCUGCAAGUGUGACCCCUCCCUCAGUUGUCUGUAAGGACAAUGCCAUGGAACUGACUGUUGUUGAUGGGACAGCAGAUAAACUGUCAGUUGCAUUAAAUGGGGAAUGGGCACCUCUGCUUUAUGUGGCCACUGAAUGCUGGCGGAGGGAGCAGUCUAACCAGGGAGAGCUCACAUUCUCGGUUCCAUAUACAAGCUGUGGUGUCAACUUCAGGGGAGGUCACUUCAUCCUGGAUUUAAGAUCAAAAGACAAAAUUACCUCACUGUCCUGUCCAUAUAAGCCAAUACCAGUGUUUCCAGUCAAGGACUCAGGGGUUUCUAAGAUAACCCAACCCCUGCCACACAAGCAACCCAGUGUAUACCAAAAGCCACCAACUGUAUUUCCUAUGAAAGCAAUUGACAGUCAGAUUGUGAAGCAGAAGCAAGCAUUUCCUAGAACACUCUCUCUACAAGCCAGAAGUCAUUGGAUGCCUAAGUUGCCAUCUUUGCCUGGCUCUUUUAAUCUGGCUGUAAACUUCCCAUUUUCAGUCCCCAUGCCAACGCGGCCAGUGCCUCUGAGACGUUUGACAAGUAAAUAUGUGGCACCCACUCCUGCACCAACCCCUGAACCGACACCUGAACCGACACCUGCUCCGACACCUGAACCGACACCUGCUCCAACACCUGCUCCAACACCUGAACCGACACCUGCUCCGACACCUGAACCGACACCUGCUCCUGUCUAUACCUCUACCCAAGAACUUGAUGCUUCAGUCACACAGGCUCCUGAAUCUCAACCCCAAUACAUGCCGUAUCCUUAUUUCCAAAAACCUGCUUCAGCUCCUCAAUUUGAGCCUUAUUCUGCUCAGAAAUAUCAAACUUCAAUGGUGCCGGUCCAAAGUACUUCACUGUAUCAGCCUUUUGGGUCAGCUCAGAACUACAAUGUUCCUAGACCUGAUCCACUUCAAGUAAAUCCUUCUCUUGCCAGUUUAGCACAGUAUCUUCCACCUGGGUAUUUCAUAUGCUCUUACAAUCAACAACCUGAGAUGUUUCAGCCUCCUGUUCCAAAUCCUGCUCAACCUUUACAGUCUCAACCCAGUUAUCAAAGGCCUGACAUUACUCCGCUCACACCUGCUAAUCCUGCUGCCCCUCCCGUGAAAGGUUACUCAAAACCGCAACUGACAAGUACUGUAGCUUCUAGCCCCUAUGAUUCUGGUAGUGAACUUUUCCAGCCAACUCAACGUUUCCAACCUCAACAGUACUCAUACUCUUACCAAAGUCGUAAUGGCCAUCAGGGUUCCUCUACAACUCUCUUAUCCCCUACUUCUCCGCUUAUUCCCACAAAUCUGCAGUCUCAACCAAGGCGUUAUCUCUCUUACCCUGCUUUUCAAGAUGCAAGACCCUUCCAUCCAGAAUAUUACCAAAAGCCUGGUCAACCUAGUGAGUCAGUCCAACAGCCUUGGUCAACCAGUAACCUUCCUGUAAAUGGGCUGUCUCAAGAGUCAAAACCAUUGACACUAGCUUCAAGCCAAACACCUGAGUAUCUCAAGUAUCAGACUGGUGGAGAUCAAUCUCCAGAUCUUUAUCAGAGGCCUGUUGUCUAUACCUCUGGCAUGGGAAUCUCAAGUCAAUCACAAUACCAGCCCAGUCAGUUUUCCACAUUCCCACGUCGACCAUUGAGACCAGAGGUAACUUCAGCUGAUGUUUACAGAAAUACUGGAUCUAGUCCUAUGGGAUUUUUCCAGCCACGAUCUAUAGCUCCAGUUCCAAGUCCAAAGGCCCCAACGUUUACAGGCAAUCAUCAGAUUACAUCCUUUCCACCACCCAUGCCUCGUUUUUUUCCUGUAAAGGGUGGUGCACAAGUUGCACAACUUCCUUACAGUCAGGGACCUUCAGUAAGGGGCAUGUGGAAUCCCCAUGUCCACCCUGAAAGAACAAGUGAACCCAGCAGUCAGAAUCCUCAAUGACACCCUGCCACAAAACCAACUGUACAGACGGGGUGUUGUGUCCCCACGCUUCAGGUCUACCUCCUAAGUGCAACUGCCAAGAAAGGCAUCACACUCAAUCUUAUUUCUACAGUCCUUCAGCUGAAGCGCACAAUUAAAAUGUGGACUGGAUUGGUGUACAACAAUGUUUUUGAAAAGAUUGUCUUAAUAAACUGUCUUUUGAGAAGUUGUUUAACUGAUUUCAAGGUUUUGAGAAAAAUAAUUGGUAUGGUGGUGUGAAAUUGAUGAUUUAAACCGUGUAUUCUACUGAAUGUAAUAAAUAUUUUGUAAACUGUA